Messenger RNA from Phoenix dactylifera (date palm), 1892 nucleotides. RefSeq names its product 3-ketoacyl-CoA synthase 10-like. NCBI's taxonomy places the organism in Eukaryota, Viridiplantae, Streptophyta, Magnoliopsida, Arecales, Arecaceae. The record is from RefSeq and is a predicted model, not a curated record. Gene Ontology annotation, molecular function: acyltransferase activity, transferring groups other than amino-acyl groups. Gene Ontology annotation, cellular component: membrane. Gene Ontology annotation, biological process: fatty acid biosynthetic process.
CCACGCACCCCUCAUCCCCCCCUCCUCUACAAAAGGGAAGAACAAAGACGACAAGAAGAAGACGACGAGGAGUAGCUUCUUUGUUAAAUAAGAAGCCUUGGAGAAGUGAGAAUACGAGAAGAAAGAUGGCCGGAGAGCACAUUCUCCUGUCCACCGAGAUCGUGAACCGUGGGGUAGAGGCCUCAGGCCCUGAUGCAGGCUCACCAACUUUCUCUGUUAGGGUCCGGCGAAGGCUGCCGGACUUCUUGCAGUCGGUGAACCUGAAGUAUGUGAAGUUGGGAUACCACUACCUUAUCAGCCAUGGUAUAUACUUGGCGACGAUACCGGUUCUAGUGGUGGUGUUCAGCGCCGAGGUGGGGAGUUUGAGUAGAGAAGAGCUAUGGAAGAAGGUGUGGGAGGAGACAAGCUACGACCUCGCCACUGUGCUGGCUUUCUUUGGCGUGCUUGUCUUCACCGCCUCAGUCUACUUCAUGUCCAGGCCUAGGCCUAUCUACCUCAUCGACUUCGCCUGCUACCGUCCCUCCGACGAUCUAAAGGUGUCCAGAGAGGAGUUCGUGGAGCUGGCCCGGAAGUCCGGCAAGUUCGAUGAGGAGAGCCUAGCCUUCCAGUCCCGGAUCCUCAAAUCCUCCGGCAUCGGCGACGAGACCUGCGUUCCGAGAUCCAUAUUCUCCCCUGGCAACUGUGCCACCAUGAAGGAAGGCCGUGCCGAGGCCUCCAUGGUUAUGUUCGGCGCCCUCGACGAGCUCUUCGAGAAGUGCCGCGUUCGUCCUAAGGAAGUCGGCAUCCUCGUCGUGAACUGCAGCCUCUUCAACCCCACCCCAUCCCUCUCAGCCAUGAUCGUAAACCAUUACAAGAUGAGGGGUAACAUCCUGAGCUACAACCUCGGCGGCAUGGGGUGCAGCGCCGGAAUCAUAGCCCUCGACCUCGCCCGCGACAUGCUGCAAGCCAACCCUAAUAACUACGCGGUGGUCGUGAGCACCGAGGCAGUGUCGUUUGCAUGGUACACCGGCCGCAACCGGUCGAUGCUGAUUCCAAACUGCUUCUUCCGCAUGGGGUGCUCGGCGGUGCUGCUCUCGAACCGGAGAAGGGACUUCCGGCGGGCCAAGUACCGGCUGGAGCACAUUGUGAGGACUCACAAGGGAGCCGAUGACCGGAGCUUCAGGUGCGUGUGCCAAGAGGAGGAUGAGCGAAGGAUCAAAGGCCUGUCCCUCAGCCGUGACCUCAUGGAAGUCGGCGGCCACGCCCUCAAGACCAACAUCACCACCCUGGGCCCCCUCGUCCUCCCCUUCUCCGAGCAACUCCUCUUCUUCGCCUUCCUCCUCUUCCGCUGCCGAUCCUCCAACUCCGCCGCCAACUCGAAGCCGUACAUCCCUGACUACAAGCUCGCAUUCGAGCACUUCUGCAUGCAUGCAGCGAGCAAGGUCGUGCUGGACGAGCUCCAGAGGAACCUUGAGCUCAGCGACCGACACAUGGAGGCGUCGCGCGCCGUCCUCCACCGCUUCGGCAACACGUCGAGCAGCAGCAUCUGGUACGAGCUCGCCUACCUCGAGGCCAUGGGCCGGGUGCGGCGCGGCGACCGGGUGUGGCAGCUGGCCUUCGGUUCUGGUUUCAAAUGUAACAGUGCUGUCUGGUCGGCGAUGCGUCGGGUCCGGCGGCCCACCCGGAACCCCUGGCUCGACUGCAUUCACCGGUAUCCGGUUGGCCUCUAGAGUUGGAGCUUAUUGGACGCGCAGUAUGGCCAGUAGCCAGGGACUCUUUUGCAUGGUUGUUUUGCUCCCAUGGUGGAUUAAUAUUGGACUUUCUUGCUUUGAUUAAUGAUUUAGUUUUACAGUUUGGACGUGGGAAUGUUAUGAGAUUAGUUUGAAUGUUACUAGCAAGUGCAUCCUCGUUCC